This is a messenger RNA of Trichoderma citrinoviride, 735 nucleotides long. RefSeq lists its product as hypothetical. The record is from RefSeq and is a predicted model, not a curated record. The transcript has a single exon. Lineage: Eukaryota; Fungi; Ascomycota; Sordariomycetes; Hypocreales; Hypocreaceae. Bases 1 to 735 code for a protein of 244 amino acids.
AUGUGUUCGCUCGCACGCAAUGGCCGUCACUUCCAUCCCUUCCCACGUCUUCCCACCGAGCUUCGCCUCCGGAUCUGGGCCCUUGCGGCAACUCCACGCCUCGUCCACAUCAGCGUGAGGCAAACAGAACUGGACCGCUGGAAGCGUAUCGCCCUGAACGACUUCUCUUUGCCGAUGCCGUCGCCUGCCGUGAUGCACGUAUGCCGCAAGUCCCGUCUGUGCGCGCCGUACCAGAAGGCCUUCUUCACCAUUGUGCCCGGCGAGCCUGAGCAUCGGUACGUCUGGGUCGACUUCGAACGAGACAUGGUCUGGCUCGCAAACAGCCAAUUGGAACGGCUUGAGCCGUAUGAGACCAAAAUUCGGCGACUCAGGUUUACCGUCGAACCCGGCGCCCGCGGUGACUUGAUGUUCGAGGCCUUUGGCGGCUGUAGUCACGAGUUCAUGGCGCCGUUUACUGUCCUGCGGGAGCUGCAUGUGGCCAUAUCUGAUUGUUUCUGUGCCUGGGGCUCAACAUGGGCCGGCUCUGGUUACGGAAAAUGUCCCCGGGAAAAUGUCAGGUUCCUUGACCUCACCACAGGGCUCUUGUUGACUGGUCCUCAGCUGGAGAUGGCAUGCGAGUGGGAGUGGCAGAAAGGGGGAAGAGUGAUUGAUAUGGAUGAUUUUGAUUACGAGCUUUGGUUUAUGCUCGCCAAUUACACUGGCUCAAAUUUACCGGAGCUUGCAAAGAUAGAAUGA